UUGAACAAAGUUCCUGUCUCUCGUCGAGUCCACAAAUAACACAAGCAGUGUCAGUGGGAAAUGAAUUCGUGGUCACUAACUUUACCUUCCUUGGCAGAAUGACAGGCUUGUGAGGACGCUAGACUCACGUGCAGCUGGGAGCGACACCUGCCUCAGGUACUUUCAUGAAAGGUAGUUGAACAGCGCGGAAAUUGGGAAAGUGGUACACGUCAUCUUCCACAUUUGGACUGCACCCUGUAUGUGUGUAUUCUAGAGGAGCAUUUAAAGCAAUGUGCUCCAGUGGGCAGCCUCUGUGUUCAGGAAGGAGGCGUUCACCCCCCAGUGGAGAGGGCAGUAGCUCAGGCUCCCAGUAUGCUCUCUGUGUGCUUGGGGUGGGCCUGGUGGCACUUGGAAUUGUAAUGAUUGUAUGGAGCACUGUACCUUCCAAAGUGACAAAGCUGCAAAAUGGUACAAUUCCAGUUCCGAACGAUGGCAUUGUGAAAGAUCAAGGGAAGACUUCGUCUGUUGCUUUUGUGCUGGUGGGAGCCGGCAUAGCCAUGUUACUCUUGGCUAUAUGUCUUGGGGUAAGGAACAAGAAGCGGAGGAGUCACAGGGAAACUGCGGGCGCAGGCAAUCCUGAAUAUGUGGACCGUAUCCCCAGAGACCAGGACGAGGCAUCAACUGAAGAGCCAGCACCCACCUAUGAUGUCCCAACAUAUGAGGAAGCGGUCACCAGUGGACAGUACCCUGUUCGUCAAAGCAACCUGCGACAGAGUUACCAGCUACCCUCAUACGAAGAUCUUAUUGCUGCUGUUGAAAGUGAAGGCCAGCAACCAAAGGAAGGUAAUGGGCAAGAGGCCCCUCAGCCAACACCUGGCUCUGGACCCCAGUCUGCGGCGCCAACCUCCAGCUCCCAGCCCGCACGCAGCAGCAGCAGGGCUAGCCGCAUCCUUAGGCCUCUCAGAGUGCGCAGGAUAAAGUCAGAGAAGCUCCAUCUGAAGGACAUUCGUCUGAAUAUUCAAAGCCCUGCACGAGGAGGGGUGGUGACCAUCGAACCACUGACCCCUCCACCACAGUAUGAGGAUAAGCCACCCCAACUUCCCACAGAAGCAGUGUAGUGAUGCAGUCACUGGAUUCACACUAUAAAACUGAUAUUUUUAACUAUUUGCAUCCACUGUUUGGAUGGGAAAGGGCAGUUGAGACAGUUUAAUGCAUUGAGAGAUAGAAAUGAAAAGCCCUUAAAAGCCCUCUAUGCUUUUUGGACAGAACACUAAAGCCUUAUUUAAUUGAGUUUUUGAAUCAAACCUUUUUUUUUCAUAUUCAAAAAAUAAUUUCCAGGAAGUAUUUCCUCCUCAUUGAAAUGUUGUUUUUUUUUUUUUUUUUUAUGUGACAGUGGCACACUUAUCUUCCACACUUGAACCCGCACCCUUCUGCUCUGAGAGGAAGGACAGUUCUCUCAUCAUUUACUCACCCUUAUGUGGUCUCAAUCUCAUAUGACUUUCUUCUGCAGAACACAAACAAAGAUACUUUGUCAGUAUAUUUACGGUAUCCAUACAAUGCAAGUCAAUGGGGUCCAACACUUUCAAGCUAUGAAAAGGACCUAAAGACUGUAUAAAGGUAAUCCAUACGACUCAAGUGGUUUAACUCGAGUUGUCUUCUGCAUCGAUACAAUCGGGUUUGGAUGAGAAACUCCUUUUUCACUAUAAAUCUUGCCAUCUGAAGUGUCCUAGACACGAUCAUAAUUUGAAGCUCGAUUACACUUCCUCGCGCUUGAUGCAUCAUCCAAAACUGAUCGUGUCACUUCAGGAGACAUGGAUCAAACCACUUGAGUCGUAUAGAUGGUAUUUACACCAUAUUGCCAUCAAAAUACCUUUGCUUGUGUUCUGCCGAGGAAAGAAAGUCAAACGAGUUUGGGUGAGUAAAUGAUGAGAGAAUAAUCAUUUUCGGGUGAAUUAUUCCUUUAAGUGUGUUGCUGUCAACUUUUACUAUUGUUUCUACUAUUUAAGAGUGUGAAAUAAAGACUUUGUAAUGGUAUGGAAAUGAAUUUAAAAUGAUCACAAAAGUCUAGAAGUAUUUAAUGUAACCUAACUUUUAGGACACAUUCUGUAUUAAUAUCAAAUUCUGAUGUAAUGUCACAAAGGCGAGACUGGAUAGCAAACCAAAAAUGUGCUUUAGGGUUUUGGUGUAAAGAACUGAACAUUGUUGAAGUGCAAAUGAGAAUUUUCAAGACUGGCGUGACACUCUUUUGUAUAGCAGUUUGACUAUACAAAAACCCCAAAUACUGCGGAUUAACCAUACAGAUGAUUUUAUUUUAAUUAUUAUUACCUUUUCAAUCAUCACAAUGUAUUUAUAGGCUCCAAACUAAACAAGCUACUGUGGAUGACCCUCUGUAUGUUGUGUUUGUUUCUUAAAAGGCCUCAAGCUCUGCAGACAAUACCUUUUACCUUUUUAGGAAAACGUAUUAGUUUUAUUAUUUGUUUUAAUUUACUUUAUUUGGUUGGGGUGUAGAAUCUUUGGAAAAGGGAUGGAGUUACUAUUGAUUAUGGGUAACUGAUAGAAUUGAUAUUUUAAAGCAGAAAAUCUCUGCAUUUGUAUUUAUUUUUGGCAAAUUUUGUGAAAAUAUGUAGGACUUUAAUAAAAUUGUUUAAAUCUUU
This is a messenger RNA of Myxocyprinus asiaticus (Chinese sucker), 2633 nucleotides long. Its product is annotated as transmembrane protein 51-like. The coding region runs from base 270 to 1097 and encodes 275 amino acids. The transcript is spliced from 3 exons. The record is from RefSeq and is a predicted model, not a curated record. Lineage: Eukaryota; Metazoa; Chordata; Actinopteri; Cypriniformes; Catostomidae.